Molecule: messenger RNA, 3173 nt
Organism: Marasmius oreades (fairy-ring Marasmius)
Lineage: Eukaryota; Fungi; Basidiomycota; Agaricomycetes; Agaricales; Marasmiaceae
Exons: 5
Coding region: 986-3094 (702 amino acids)
Biological process (GO): protein monoubiquitination; protein polyubiquitination
Molecular function (GO): ubiquitin protein ligase activity
Source: RefSeq, a predicted model, not a curated record
CGGGUAUCAAAGAAUAGAAACGCACAGUAAGCACGGAAUGGCUUUCUUAUCUUACAUAGUAGAUUCAUGGCUAGCGCUGUGUUUCAAACCAGUCAAACUACGAGGUGGAGGAAGAGUUGUCCGCACGUCACUGAGCCCGUUCUUCGGAGGACCGAGCCCGAUGGAGGUAGCAUUCCGUAGAGAUGAGAAAUUUUCACAAGUCACACACUCCAUCGAUUUGCCAGUCCGUACCACCAUCUCGCAUGGCCUCAGAACCUUCUUCACCGCAACAUAAGAGAGUAAAACUAGAAAUGCCACUCCCAGAGCCAGCAGCCGAGGAAGACAUACCAGAAGACCUCGACGAAAACCACUGUUGCAUCUGUCUACAAGCAGUUGUAGACCGCACAGUCGUACCAACAUGCUCUCAUGAGUUUUGUUUUGAAUGUUUAAUGAUAUGGACAGAACAAUCAAGAAGAUGCCCACUAUGCUCUCAGAACAUCGGAGAAUAUCUUAUCCACAACCUUCGCUCACGAUACGAUUACCAGAGGCAUUUUCUUCCCCCAGUGAGGUCUAAAUCGCCCUCUCUGCUUCCACCACGGUCUAUGCCAGAAAGGAAUGUCCGAAGACGAACUCGAAUUCCUCGAGAAAUAAGGGAACGGAGCAGGCGCGAGCGGAAUGAAAGGAUAGAGGCUGAUAGAUUUGAACGUGCGGUAGCGAGACGCAGAUGGAUAUACAAACAUGAUCUAUAUGCCAAGGUACGCCUCUUACUCUAUUAAGCAACAUAUAAUGUGUAUUUCAAGUCUUUUCAACAGUUUCUGACGACGCCUCCUACUACCCGCAGCACGUCGCGUCAAAUAGCCAUACGCGCUAUCGUCCAUACCCCACACCAGCACAGUUUGCUGCAUCGCAAGAGCUUAUAUCAAGAGCAACCAGUUUUUUGAGGAGAGAGCUUCUUGUUUGGCUGGAUUUGGAUAUCGAAUUUUUAACGACUUUCAUUAUAUCCUUAAUGAAAGCCAUCGACAUUCGCUCUGAAUCGGCAGUCAAGUUGUUAGCUGAAUUUCUCGACAUGGAUUCACCCUAUGUUGAAGGUCUAAGACACGUCAAUGCCGAACAUUUCGCACAUGAAGUAUAUUCUUAUUUGCGAUCUCCGUACAAGGAUCUCUUUGUGUACGAUGAUAUAGUUCAGUAUGAUAAUCCUCCCCCCGAUUCGCCCCCUCCUCGACGAAGGCAUCAACGCAACAGCCGGUGGCGCGAACCUUCACUUUCACUUUCACCUCCCCCACCUGAACCCUCGGGUCUUCAUUUACGUUCCCGUUCGCCAUCUCUAUCCCCUCCUGAACCCGCGGGAGUUCGUUUACGUUCCCGUUCUCAUGUCCGAUUGCCAUCACCUUCUCUAUCCCCUCCGCCACCACCAGAUCGUACGCGUGGUAAGGAAACUCGCAGAUCUGUAUCUGGCGUUCGCACCACUUCUCGAACGCGAAGUCGUUCGCGUUCUUGGUCGCCUUCUGGUAGACGUUAUCCGAGCGAGCGAGAACGGGAAAGGCACUUGAACAGGUCGUUCAGUCCGGAGAGCGAGAGGAAUUUGGGGAGAAGACGGGGACGGGGACGGGGAAACAGAACGAACGAUAGCCCUCGUCGCUAUAGUUCAGAACGCGAUGACAGCUCAUUCAGUAACGCUCAUUCGCAAUCUCGACGUAGAGAGUCCGGGCCUAACGAUAUCAGACCCAGGUCUUUCCGGCAGCUUGUUGUCAGAGGCAAGAGGAAGGAAAGAGAUUGUAGUGAUGACGACAAACAUUUUGAAGGACAUCCAGGAUCCAUAUCUCUGGGUCGUCCUCUCCCUAUACCGCUGCGAGGGUCACCAUCAGUUGUGGAGGAGAUAACGGAAUCUCGUGGUAAAUUCAUUUCCGAAAUGAAUGUAAAACGUGCUUCCCAUGCAGCUGCUUCCCAGAGAAAUUCUUCGGAUCCUACGAUGUCAGGGAAUGUGGUUACCAGGUCCACUCAGAGUGGCGGCAAGAGCGAUACCCCGGGCUCUAGCGCGAGCGCUAGCGAUGCACGGGCACCCAGGACUCUGAAAAAGAACACUGACGGUGUACCCAGGAGCAGAAAUCGGACCCUUUUGGACUCGGUGCAAGCUCAUCUGAACAUCAAUCGAAACCUUAAUGCACCCAAAGGAUUGGACCCCAAAACGCGUCUAGGAGCGUCUACCCAUUCAAACGAAGCUGUGUCUACGUCGACCGUCGCCCCAGACGGUCACGGUCACUCGACUCUCCCAUCGUUGCUCCUUCGUUUGUCAGACGUUUACACUGGUGGUGAAGACACUCCUACCUAUGACGUCGACGUUACCCCACCUCCAUCCACAAGUCCGAGAGGAGCGGAAAGGGAGUCUAGGCCUUUGCCGCCGACCGUGACCGCGACCGCGGGGGCCAUCUUAUCUCCAUCUCAAAAGCAAAUGUCAUCAUCGAUAGUUGCUAUUGAAACCCCUUCGGCGCCUAAUCCUCCAGGGUCAAAUAUACACGUUCACGACGACAGGUUCGGACAGCAACGUGAACGAACGCGUCAACUCCGAAUGAACCGCUCCUCUGCGUCAAUCAUGUCCGAGUCUAUUAUCCCUCCCAUAACCGACGAUAUAUAUCGCGAGGGUCAGGUUCAUUCACACGGCUCGUUCUCGUUCUUCUCGAAUGACACGAUCAGUUGCGAACCUAACAACGGAAGUGACAGAAUCAUAAAAUCCAAAAUCUCUGACGUUGACAACAAUAGCAAUAUCGAUAUGUCCGAUUUUCCCACUUUGACGACUGUUCCUACUCCUACUCCUACUCUUACUCUUUCUUCUUCCCGAAGUUUGCUUCUGAGGAAGCUUGAAGAAGAGAAACGGAAAAUUCGAAUAGAAAUAUCGAGUGUUUCCCAUACCCAUACCGAUGCUGAUGCUGAUGGCGAUGGCGAUGGCGGGGUCAAUUCGGGGUCGGGGAUGGGUGGGUCGACAAUAGUGUCGACGACUCCAGUUUCUACUUCUACUUCUUCCCUCGAUCCCAACACGAUGGAAUUGGAAGCUAGAUUACGAAUGCGUGCGAGGUUGAACGCUCGACUUGCGUCUGAGAAACGGAGUGACGUUGCUUGAUGAUGAAAUUUUGAUUUUCCAUUCCCAUUCCCAUGUAACUAUCGUACUUGAUGAUGAUAACAAUGAUGAUGAUGGAUAU